Colius striatus (speckled mousebird) is the source of this 757-nucleotide messenger RNA. It is a transcript of the gene NIP7, whose product is annotated as nucleolar pre-rRNA processing protein NIP7. Gene Ontology annotation, molecular function: RNA binding. Lineage: Eukaryota; Metazoa; Chordata; Aves; Coliiformes; Coliidae. The transcript has 5 exons. The coding region runs from base 40 to 582 and encodes 180 amino acids. The record is from RefSeq and is a predicted model, not a curated record. Gene Ontology annotation, cellular component: nucleolus; preribosome, large subunit precursor; nucleus. Gene Ontology annotation, biological process: ribosomal large subunit biogenesis; ribosome assembly.
UCUUCCGCCGCCGGUUCCGGGCGCGGCCACGCGGGAGCGAUGCGGCCGCUGACCGAGGCCGAGACCCGGGCGGUGUUCGAGAAGCUGGGGCGCUACAUCGGCGAGAACAUCCAGCUGCUGGUGGACCGGCCCGAUGGCACCUACUGCUUCCGCCUGCACCGCGACCGCGUCUACUACCUGAGUGAGAAGCUGCUGAAGGUGGCCGCCAGCGUGCCCCGGGACAGCCUGGUGUCGCUGGGCACCUGCUUCGGCAAGUUCACCAAGACACAGAAGUUCCGGCUCAGCAUCAUGGCCCUGGACUUCCUGGCACCCUACGCCAAGUUCAAGGUGUGGGUGAAGCCGGGCUCGGAGCAGUCCUUCCUCUAUGGCAACCACGUGCUGAAGUCGGGCCUGGGCCGCAUCACGGAGAACACGGCGCAGUACCAGGGGGUGGUGGUGUACUCCAUGGCCGACGUCCCGCUGGGCUUUGGGGUGGCCGCCAAGUCCACGCAGGAGUGCCGCAAGGUGGACCCCAUGGCCAUCGUGGUGUUCCACCAGGCUGACGUCGGGGAGUACGUGCGCAGCGAGGACACGCUGACCUGAGGGGCUCCGGCCCUGCGUGCUGGGCUGGAUGGACCUCGCUGGGGCGGGGGGAGCCCGUGCUGAGGGCGGGCAGGGGGCUGGGAGCUGCUGCUGUGCAGCCUCACUCCCAGGGAGUGAGGCUCUGUCCCUGUGCCAGACCUCUCCUGCCCUUACAUAAAGGCUGUUCCUCCUCUCA